Messenger RNA from Cucumis melo (muskmelon), 1001 nucleotides. RefSeq lists its product as uncharacterized. The record is from RefSeq and is a predicted model, not a curated record. NCBI's taxonomy places the organism in Eukaryota, Viridiplantae, Streptophyta, Magnoliopsida, Cucurbitales, Cucurbitaceae. The coding region runs from base 254 to 898 and encodes 214 amino acids. The transcript is spliced from 3 exons.
CAUUACUUCACUUUGAAGACCAAACAACCCCUCCCUCCCAACAGGACCCAGAUCACCAGAUCUUUGUUUUUGUUUCCCCAAAAACAACUUCUUUUCCUUUUCCUUUUCCUUUUCCUCUCUUCCCAUUGAAAUGUAAACCCCAGACCAUUUUAACAAAACAAUCUUCCUGUUCCUCUUCAUCUUUAUAUCAUCGAUGUUAGACGAUCUCGGCAGUGGACAUUUUUAGGCCAUUUGUUUCUGUCCGACGGCAAUCAUGGGAAAUUGUGUUCUUGUUCGUAGAGACCAGAAACCUGAUUCUAAAUUCAAAUGGUCGGUCGGUUCUGGGACCGUCGUCAAUGUUAAUGUUUCGAGCAAUGAAUCCGACAACAAACCCGAGGUUUGGGAAAAGGAGAUCAUAGGAAGGCUUUGUUCUAGCCCUCGUCUCUCUUCACAUCUACAACCCUCUUCUCCACCAUUCGGUAAAGGCGACGAGAUAUUUUUUGAUUCACAAGCUUGGUUGGAUUCUGACAACGAUGAUUUCUUCAGCGUCAACGGAGAUAAUACACCGUCGUGUGGCAACACCCCACUAUGGCGUCCGAACACCAUCGAAGCACCACUGGCUGAUCCAUCGUCCCCGAAACAAAGAAAGAAACUGCUAUUUGAGUUGUUUCAAGAAAGCUUCAAUAGAGAACAUGGAAGGUCGAUUGCAAACCCAACAAUUAGUAAUCGUCACAACAUUGAGGUUGUAAUUAUGGAGGCUAACGAUAAGAAGCCAAUUUCAAAAUCGGUGAAAGGAAACUCAACGCAAUCGACACCAUGGUGCAUUCCGGUCCCGAAGUUGACGCGAAGCCUCAGCCUCGGCGAGAAAAAGAAGAGGUUGCUCAGCCCUUGUCGCGGCGGUGGUCAUGUACACCAUUGAGCCCCAUUAUGUUUCCAUGUGUGAAUUUGUAUGUAAAUUUCUAAACUGUGAAUGUUUUUGAACUUUAAUAUUUGCUUCAAUAAUAAUAUUUAUGUCUAUCCUA